AAUCUCUAUCACCUCCUUUGCUCACCUGUCUCACAACGCAUCAACAAUACGAGCUUCCUAUGCCGACGUAUCCUGAGCCCUUCCUACAUUCGUCUAUUGCUUGACUGGCGCCCCUCAAACGGGGGCAAACGAGUACGCGGGCGGUCGACUGAAGCAGCAACCGUUCCUUUCCUUCAAUUAAAAAAAAGCAAUAUCCAAAAACAAAACUCCUUUAUGCUGAGCAAAUGAGUCCCCGUAAGCCCCCGAUGGCGUACCUUCCACCGAACGCGCAGAAACUCCCGUUCAUGGCGGAGCUGCAGUCGAAGGGGGGCAUCCUGAAGUCGAAGUCAGGCUGCGUCGGCCUGUUUCCGGCCGAUCUCAACUCGGAGCUGAAGUCGCGCCUCAAAAAGUCGACCCACUCGGCCGUGAGCAACCUGAAGAAGUCGACCACCGUCUCGAACAUCGACGCGUCCUCGGUACCGCUGUACCUGCAACACCAACGAGCGGCCAGCGGUGGCUCGUCGUCGGAAUCGGAGGACGACGACGACGAGGGAGUCGCACCGGGCAAGAAUCUCGCCAAAAUGCUGCGCAACGUUUCGAAUACGGCCAACAGUGGUGUGGGAGGAGGUGGAGCCUUCAUUCCACCAUCCUACAUUCCACUGCCGGUGCUGCCGGUGGUGGCCAGGGAUGGUGCCUUCGGUCAACGUUCGUUCGGUGGGGUCGAAGGUGAUGGCGGAUACAACCGGGAGCUAGCUGCAAUCAACAAGAAUCCGGCCGUGGCAAGACGUCGUCGUCAAAACGAAGGGUUCAAGCAGCAACAGUUGAUCAAAAGCAAAAGCCAAUCGGAGCUGGCCACCUUCGUACCGGCGUCGGCAAUCAUCUACCACAACACCGCCGACAGUGGCAGCCCGAAUGCACCCGCACCGUCCCUGCUGACCGGCAGUGGAAAUAAUGCCUUCGUCCCCGGUGGCAAUGUACCACCACCUUCCCUAGCGGCGGCACAGCAACCAGCCCUAGCGACCGGUCUGUUCCAGCGGGAGCAGAACAACAAUCUCGGCAACAGCAGCACCGGCUUCGGUGGUACGCCCUACGUCGUCGGCCAGCGGCAGGAAGAGGACCACGGUUUCCCGGCGUUCAGUGCGCUGCGGCGCUGCUUGACGGAAGAGAUGCGGCCCGAUCAGGACACGAUGGUGAAGAGCGUCUCGAUCGCCGAGCGUUUGGCGGCGCUGAAGAAGAGCGGCGAAGACGACUGGCGCAAGCGGGUUUCCAAGAAGGACGUCCCCGACGACGUGCGCCGGGAGAAUCUUGUCAAUAAUGCACUCAUCGUUGCCAAGUCCCACGAGAGCCCAGUGAAAAACAACUCACCACGACCGUUCAGUCGGCCGGCGGACCUAGAGGGUGGUAACAUUUCCGACCGGUUGGGAAAAAUAAAAACGUCCUCGGAGAAUUGGAAAAAUCGUGUCGAACUCUCCGAUGCGACGAACUUUACCAUUGCCGGUCGCAUGCCCGCGACCAAAUCGCCCAAGCUCCCGUUCAUCAAGGCGGACACGAAGCAGUCGCCCGCCAUGAACGUGUUCCGCAGCGUCAACCCACCGCAGCUCGGGCUCGCCAAGAGCCCCUCGAUGAUGGUGUCCUCCGUGGUUACCUCGUCGACCGUCUACGGCCAGCAGCAGCCCCAGCAGCCUUCGCCAGUAGUCGGCGGAAGGCCGACCAGCGCCAUUCCCGGGCUGGUGGGUAUGCUGCAACCGAUUUCUAGUCCCGCCCUUCCGGCCGUGCAGCAGCAGCAGCAGCAGAGCCGUGUCGUCGAGAGCCUGAUGAAGCGCAGCAUAAGUGUGCCGGGUGUACCGUCCGGCGAGCGUGGUGGAGGUGGUGUCACCGGUGAUCUCAAAUCGCACGCCGCGGCCGGCUCGAAGGUUUCCAUUCCGAAGCUGGACGACGAAAGUUUCGGCAAGUUCUUCGGGAAGGUUCGGGGUGGCAGUUCCGGUGCCAGCUUCCAGUCGAGCACGACACUGCUGAGUAGCAGUAGCAUCGCCUCCGUGACCGGCACGAGUAGCAGCUUCAUCGCGACCCCCGAGGUGACGAUCGGCGAUCUCGACACGCUCAAGACCAGCGGUGAAAAGCUGUCGCACAAAAAGGUCGUCCAGGGUCCGCGUGGCCGCCGGGCGAUGUCGCGCAAUCCACUCAAGACGUUGGCCGCCCGCGACGAUCUGCAGACGGAGUACACGGAAAUCAAGACCGGUGUCGCCGAGAAGGAGAUGCGAAGACUUAAACUAGAAGCAAUUGCCAAAAACAGCAAUCUGGCCGUAGAAGCGCUAGCCGGCUUAGCGUCCGUUGAAGAUUUCAAAUCGGUCAGCCUCAAGUCUAGCUCGCUGCCGCUGAAUCAAUCGUUUGUCCCGUACAAACCGCUGAUGUUGCUGCAGGUGAAGGGCCGGCGUCACGCGCAAACGCGCCUGGUGGAACCGGUGGCCCGCUCGGUCAACCGGGGCGACUGCUUCGUGCUGGUCACCGCCGACCGGCUGUUCGCCUUUCUCGGCCAGUACGCGAACGUGAUCGAGCGGUCGCGCUGCAAGGAGAUCUGCGAGCAGAUCGUGCGCGACAAGGACCUCGGCUGCGGGGCGCCCGCGGUGACGCUGAUCAACGACGGCCCGGCAGGUGGUAGGGCGAGCGGCGGCGGCGGCGGCAGUCGGCAGGCACGCGACUUCUGGCAGCUGCUCGGCCGCGACCAGGAGGACGAUCAGGCGGAAGUUUGCGACUCGGGGCACGCCGACGAGGACGAGCUGUUCGAGGCGUGUCUGAUCGAGACGAACGCGGUGUACGAGUACGGGGACGAGGCGCUCGUGCCGGUCGAGGAGUAUUGGGGUGCGCUGCCGAAGGUUGCCAUGCUGGAGCCCCGCAAGGUGCUGGUGUUUGACUUCGGCUCGGAGGUGUACGUGUGGAGUGGCAAGAGUGCGCCGUCGGAGAGUAAGCGUGCGGCAUUGCGGCUCACCCAGGAACUGUACGGAUCGCGCUACAGCUACGAAGAGUGCCAGCUGAGCCCGCUCAACUUCUCCGAACUGGCCGGUGACCGGCAGCGGGAUGCUCGACGCCUCUCGAAAGCGGGCAACGGACGACCCGACUGGUGUCUGAUCGCACGGGUCACGCAGCACAUGGAGACGGUGCUGUUCCGCGAGAAGUUCCUCGACUGGCCGGACAUUACCGUGCAGUUCCGGGAGGAGUUCCCACUCGGUGGCGAUGGGACGUCGAUCGGGGGCGACAUUAAAGCGCUGGACGGAGCCGUACUGUAUCGUGGCAUCGACGGAGCACGGGUUCAGGAGCCCAAUCUGGUGCUGGAAAAUUCGAACCUAGGUCGGGGAGAUUUCUACUACGACUACGACUCGAUGCGCCACUACGACAUCCGCACGACGUCGGUGACGCAGUGGGAGAUCGACGAGUACGAGUACAAAGAGAUCGACGGUGCGUCCCGGGGUCACUUCUACGCCGACGAGAGCUACACCGUGCGCUGGCUGUACCAGAUCAGCGUGACGGUGCGCGAGCUGAGUGGCAAGGUCUCGAACCGCAGCACCGUGGUCGGCCGCGAUCGGUGUGCGUACUUCUGCUGGCAUGGUCGGGACGCGUCGGCGAACGAACGGGGGGCGGCCGCCCUGCUUACGGUCGAGCUGGACAAGGAGAAAGGGGCGCAGGUGCGCGUGGCCCAGGGCCAGGAACCGGCCGCGUUCGUGCGUCUCUUCCGUGUGAUGUUCGUGCACCGGAGUCGGCGAGUGGACGCGAAGGCGGGAUGGCGCAUGUACAUGCUGACCGGUAACCACCCGGAGGAGACGGUCUGUACCGAGGUGGACGGAUGCGGUGCACGCCAGCUGCGCUCCCGAGCCGUCAUGCUGCUGGUGCACGGCACGCGUGGCCGAGUGCUACUGUGGCAGGGCUGUAAGGCCCUCCCGCACGCCAAGGAGGUGGCCGCGAACGUGCUCCGGACCGUGCUGGAUCAAAAGUGUCCCGAGCUGUUCGACGAGGCGUCGUUGGAGACCCUUUCCUCGGGCGUCCUGGACGAGGGCGAAGAGAGUGUCGAGUUUUUCGAAGCCGUCGGUGGCCAGAACCGGCAUCACUACCACAGUCUGCUCGGCUCGGAGCAACGGUACGACUACACGCCACGCAUUUUCCACCUGACCAGCAUUAACAAUGGCAACUUCGAGGCCACCGAGCUGCAGUGCGCGUUGCGUGCGAAGGAUCGCCCAACGGCGUACCCCUUCCGGCAGGAGGAUCUCUACUCCGUGCGCCAGCCAACCAUCUUCCUGAUCGACAACGGGCACGUCCUGUGGCUCUGGCAGGGUUGGUGGCCGUCGGGGGCCGGUGGCGAUGACACGGGUAGCGACAGCGGCGGCAGUGGCAGUGGUGGAGAGACCAACCACAGCAGCUUCGAUAGCAACCGAUCGGGUGAAAACCGCUGGCAGGUGGAGCGCCGUGUCGCGAUGGAGACGGCCGUGUCGUACUGGCGGGCGAAGAGGCUGGCCGAGCGGGGAGGAGAUACUGACCGUCCCACGAACGGUAGCGCCAACGGUAAUGGGUACGGUACACCGGACGAAAAUGGCAAUAGCGAAGCGGCUGGAAUCGAUGAGGUCGACGCCAAACCGUACGAUCGCGAGGCGGCGGCGGCGGAAGAGAGCCAACAACAGCCACGGGAAGACCCGGAGGACGCCAUGAACGGGUUCGUCGUGUGGGCCGGGUUGGAACCGCUCGAGUUCACUGCCAUGUUCCCCGAGUGGCACGAGCGGGACGAUGUGGCGGAGAUUAAUGUGCAGGAUGGUCGUAAGUCGACACCGCAACCGAUCUACGACAGCCUGUCGCUGCUGUCCCGCCGGGAGUACCCGCUGGCCGUGCUGCUGGAGCGCCCACUGCCGGAAGGCGUCGAUCCGACCAAGCUCGAACUCUACCUGCACGAACAGGACUACCCGGAAGGGCUCGGCAUGACGAAGGCCGAGUACGAUCAGCUGCCCGCCUGGAAGCAGACGAAGCUAAAGAAGGAGCGUGGCCUAUUCUGAGCGUAAUUUUACUCGUGAUCGUGAUUUCAUACACCCUUUCCCGAGGCCCUAGGAAGAGGAAAAAGCGUGGAGUGGGAAUGGAUAGGACGAGAGUGUUUUUUAUUUUUGUAUUUUGUAGUAAACUCCUGUCCACUAUGGUGUUGCGUUGGGUUCGAAGAAGGGCCAACCGUCUCGUUAGAGCCAACCCUCUUUCGGCUUUCGAACUGAUGAUAUUAUUUCUACGAUUGAAGAACAGGGAAGGAAAGGGAAGCGGCGAAAGGACAUUUAUGUUUAGCUUGUUGUCCGAUUGUUUAGUUUUUUUUGUUUUUCUUUUAACAAUCCAUUUGAUGUUCCCAUAGCAAACGAUAUUAAAAUUCGACCUAGCUUAAUAUGUUUUCGUUUUUACCAAAUUUUUAAUAAACAAACAUAAUUCUUGUGAGGGGUGGUACGUCGUGAGUUGAGUGCACACGGGGACGGGGGAGCGCAUGUAGUUCUGUGUUCGGUGGCUGUUUAAUAGUAUUAGCAUAUUGUUUUGUUCUUUUAAUUAUCCGUUCGAUUGUUUCGUGCCCACAACACAACGAUACUCACACACGGUACAGAGAAAAAACAAAAACACGUUUCCCCAACGUCGAUCGUUGUCGUUUUGUGUGCUUCCCUCAGGGUUUUACGAGCGAGAUUAGGUUAGAUUAAGUUUGCGUGCACCUCUCCGAUAGGCUCGGCAGCGAGUUUUCUGUUUAUGAAGAGCAACCUUUUAAGACACAUAUUUAUUUAGUCCGUUCUUAUGUCCGUUCUGCCUGGUGCUUCACAAUCGAUCGCCCCCAUUAUGCGUAUGUAGAGGCAGCAGUUGGUUUAGUCUGAUUUUGUUUGGUUUAUGCUGUUUUAAUUUACGUUAUAAAUACACGCAAGGUUUAGUUUAAUGAAACGGA
This is a messenger RNA of Anopheles coustani, 5917 nucleotides long. RefSeq names its product supervillin (gene Svil). The record is from RefSeq and is a predicted model, not a curated record. Bases 225 to 5012 code for a protein of 1595 amino acids. Gene Ontology annotation, biological process: actin filament severing; barbed-end actin filament capping; actin polymerization or depolymerization. The transcript is spliced from 7 exons. Gene Ontology annotation, cellular component: cytoplasm; actin cytoskeleton. NCBI's taxonomy places the organism in Eukaryota, Metazoa, Arthropoda, Insecta, Diptera, Culicidae. Gene Ontology annotation, molecular function: phosphatidylinositol-4,5-bisphosphate binding; actin filament binding.